Messenger RNA from Doryrhamphus excisus (bluestripe pipefish), 8003 nucleotides. NCBI's taxonomy places the organism in Eukaryota, Metazoa, Chordata, Actinopteri, Syngnathiformes, Syngnathidae. The record is from RefSeq and is a predicted model, not a curated record.
CUAUGCUUACGCUGCUUUUAUGCUCGUGUUUGGUUCCGACCCACUCAGCAGAAUUGACUUAGCCAAGUGUCGAGUUUGAUGGACGUUCUGACUUUUCCUACUUCCUACCCAACUAUUACAUUGGACAGCUUGUAUUAAAUAUCAUCAACCACUGGAGGAUGCCCUGUGACAUUCAUUGUGGUUGUCUACGCUCAUGCCUUUCUAGUUUGUUAUUAUUAUUAUUAUUAUUAUUAUUAUUGUAAGGCUAAAUCUAGCUGUACUAGCCUCCUUUUCCUCAGUCUUUAAAUGAGGGAGUUGAUUUGGAUGGGAUACAUGAUGGUUGUCUACCUUGGUGCUUUUUUAUUUUCAUUUUAAAAAAUGAAGCACGUCAGUUAGUUUGAAGAGGACCAGGAAUAAGUAUCAAUAUAUUUACAUUUCUUGGAUGCCAUUCAGGAUCUAGUGACUGUACAAAUAUACUAUCGUCUAAUAUUUUGAGGUGUUUAGGUGAUGUUCGGAAGAUGUUGUGUCUUUUUGGCAUCCAGCCUCGUUGUGACAUCAGCUCGUUGUGACAUCAUCUCUUGUCCAAUUUGUCACCGCAAACAAACAAAUUGCACUUCAUGUCCGUCCUCAUCUCACACGGCCAUCUGGACCUCACCUGGAAAGCACGACUAGACCUUUACAAAAUUUCAUUCUACUUUUGUCUAAGCCUGUGUGUGUGUGUGUGUGUGUGUGUGUGUAUGUGUGUAAUAAUAAUAAUCAUCAUAAUAAUAAUACAGUAGAACCCGACUCUGACUUCCGAUGCCAGUUGCUGUUUUGUAUCCUAGCGAGCUAUGCUACAUACGUAUGCUGCAUAUUGCUUCUUGGUUCCAAGGUUGACCACCAUCCCAUGACCCCAUCCAGGGGUCCACCUGCCAAGCCAUGAAGAUGGGCUCUCAAAUCCGCCUCUUACUGUGGAAGAACUGGACUCUCCGGAAGAGGCAGAAGAUCCGCUUCCUGGUGGAGGUCUUCUGGCCCGUGUUCCUGUUCAUGGGGUUGGUGUGGCUGAGAAAGGCCAACCCGCUCUACCAGCAACAUGAAUGUCACUUCCCCAACAAGGCCAUGCCAUCUGCAGGCGUUCUUCCGUGGAUCCAGGGCAUCUUCUGCAACGCCAACAACCCCUGCUUCCGCUACCCCACCAGAGGAGAAUCUCCAGGGCUGGUCUCCAACUACAACAACUCCAUACUGGCGCGGUUCUACGCCGACAUCUUGGAGAUGUUCAACGACACGGAGGUGCAGCAGCUCAGACGCGUGUGGCAUGAAGCGUCCACCUUCUCCAACUUCAUGGAAACGUUGCGCAAUAACCCGGCGGUGGUAUCAGGCCGGGGUCUGAAGAUCGAGGACAUUCUGAAGGACGAUGAGGUUCUCACGGCCUUCCUGCUGCGAGACGCCGCCCUCUCCGACUCCGUGGUUUACCAGCUGAUCAACGCGGAAAUACGAAUCGAACAGUUUUCCCGCGGCGUCCCUGACCUUCAGCUGAAGGACAUUGCGUGCAGCCAGGCUCUGCUGGAGCGCUUCAUCAUCUUCCCGAGUCGGCGGGGCCUCCACGGCGUCCGCAACGCCAUGUGUGCCCUCAGCCAGCCCAGGCUGCAGAGGAUCGAGGACGCGCUCUACGCCAACGUGGACUUCUUCAAGAUCUUCAGACUGCUGCCUCGCGUCAUGGACGGCGGGUCAGAUGGGGUCGACCUGCGGCGGUGGGGGCGUGUCCUCAGGGCGACAUCGGACAAGAUCUGGGAGCUGGUGGCGCGUGACAACUCCCAGCGCAUGGUCCAAGCCCUGACCCCCCUCUUCCAAGCCGGCGGCCCCCCUUCCUUCUCCUCCCUGUCAGCAUCCGUGUCCAGCCUCUUCUGUGGCUACCCGGAGGGGGGGGGCUCCCGGGUGCUUUCCUUCAACUGGUACGAGGACAACAACUACAAGGUGUUCCUGGGCGUCAACGGCACCCGGGGGCAGGACCGCCAGCGCGCCGCCUACGACCACACCACCACCCCCUUCUGCAACAGCCUGAUGGAGACCCUGGAGUCUAACCCCAUCACCAAAAUGCUGUGGAAUUCCGUCAAGCCCCUGCUGAUGGGAAAGAUUCUGUACACCCCCGACUCCCCCGCCGUCCGCAAGAUAUUAAAGAGCGCGAACACGACAUUCGAGGAGUUGGAGAGGCUGCAGAAUUUCGGGAAGAUGUGGGAAGAGGUGGGGCCUCAGCUGUGGGACUUCUUCCACGGCAGCGUGCAGAUGAACAUGAUCAGAGACACUCUGGCAAACCCGACGGUGAUGAACUUUGUUGACGACAGCCUGAAGGACGCAAACCUGACCACCAAGGACAUCCUCAACUUCCUGUACGCCGGGCCCGAGGAGGCCAGGGAGGCGGGGAUGGUGAGCUUCGACUGGAGGAACAUCUUCAACGUCACCGACCAGAUCAUACGCACCGUCAACAAUUAUGCCGAGUGCAUCAACAUGGACAAGUUUGUGGCCUACGACGACGAGUCCCAGAUGAUCCACCAAGCUUUGUAUCUGCUGGAGGACAACAAGUUUUGGGCCGGCGUGGUCUUUGCCGACAUGUACCCUUGGACCACCAGCGUCCCGCCGCACGUCAAGUACAAGAUCCGUAUGGACAUCGAUGGCGUGGAGCGUACCAACAAGGUCAAAGACAGGUACUGGGACCCGGGCCCCAGAGCGGACCCCAUGGAGGACCAGAGGUACAUCUGGGGGGGCUUCGCCUACCUGCAGGACAUGAUCGAGCACGGCAUCAUCAAAGUACACACCGGCCACGACUGGCCAUUGGGGGUCUACGUGCAGCAGAUGCCGUACCCGUGCUACGUGGACGACCUUUUCAUGAUCACGCUGAACCGCUGCUUCCCGAUGUUCAUGGUGCUGGCGUGGAUCUACUCAGUGUCCAUGACGGUGAAGAGCAUCGUGUUGGAGAAGGAGCUGCGCCUCAAGGAGACCCUCAAGGCCAUGGGCGUGGCCAACGGCGUCCUGUGGUGGACCUGGUUCAUCGACAGCUUUGUUGUCAUGGCGGCCAGCACGGCGCUGCUCACGUCCAUCAUCGUGGGCGGCAAGGUGCUGAACUACAGCGACCCGCUGCUGGUGUUCUUCUUCCUGCUGACCUUCACGGUGGCGAGCAUCAUGCAGUGCUUCCUCAUGAGCGUCUUCUUCAACAAGGCCAACCUGGCGGCGGCGUGCAGCGGCGUGGUCUACUUCACGCUCUACCUGCCUCACGUGCUCUGCUUCGCCUGGCAGGACCGCAUCACCACCAACAUGAAGCUCGCCGCCAGCCUUCUAUCUCCGGUGGCGUUCGGCUUCGGGACGGAGUACCUGUCCCGCUACGAGGAGCAGGGUUUGGGUCUGCAGUGGGACAACAUCCAGACCAGCCCGCUGGAGAAGGACGGCUACUCCUUCCUUACCUCCAUCCUCAUGAUGCUGCUGGACGCGGUGCUCUACGCCGUCCUGGCCUGGUACUUGGAUCAUGUCUUCCCGGGACAGUACGGCAUCGGGCGGCCCUUCUACUUCCCUUUGCAGCCGUCCUACUGGCACAAGGCUGCACCUUCUGGGGGUGACCAUCCAGCUCCUCCAGAUGCAGACAAAGUGGAGAAGGAUGCCGAGAGUGGCGCCCCCCCGGACCCCGCCUGUAACGGCUCGGCCGGCAGGCAGAAAACCUGCAAGCACCAAAGCAAGCGAGAACGUCUGGAGAGGCAGAAGGAGUGGCUGAGGCGCCAGGAGGAAGAGGAGGAGGAGCUUGGGAAGCCUUCUAGCGACAAUGAGGACUCUGGGAAGGAUGAAGGCCUGCUGUUGUUUGAGCCGGACCCACUCGGUCUAGCCAAAGGGGUGCAGAUCCAGGACCUGGUCAAGGUCUACAGUGGAGGCUCUCGCCCGGCUGUUGACCAUCUGAGCCUCAACUUCUACGAGGGCCAGAUCACUUCCUUCCUGGGACACAAUGGCGCUGGAAAAACCACCACCCUGUCUAUCCUGACCGGACUCUUCCCGCCUACAUCUGGCACCGCCUACAUCUACGGAAGAGACAUCCGCACCAACAUGGACGCUAUACGAUCCUCCUUGGGAAUGUGUCCUCAGUACAACAUCCUCUUCAAGCAUCUGACGGUGGAGGAGCACAUCCUCUUCUACUCGCUGCUGAAGGGUCGCACCCAAGCGGAGGCGGAGAAGGAGGUUGAGGAAAUGCUGGUGGACUUGGACCUGCCUCACAAGAGAGACGACCAAGCCCAGAACCUCUCAGGUGGCAUGCAGAGGAAGCUGUCAGUUGCCAUGGCGUUUGUCGGCGGCUCUAAAGUGGUCAUCCUGGAUGAGCCCACCUCAGGAGUGGACCCUUACUCUCGGAGGUCAAUUUGGGACCUCCUGUUGAAAUACAGAUUUGGUCGCACGGUGAUCCUGUCCACGCAUCACAUGGACGAGGCCGACCUGCUGAGCGACCGCGUCGCCAUCAUCUCCCAAGGCCGCCUGCACUGCUGCGGAUCGCCCCUCUUUCUCAAGAACGGCUUUGGCGCCGGCUUCUACCUGACGCUGGUGCGACGCAUGAAGGAGCUCAGGAAGAAGGAGAAUGACUGCGACUGCGCUUCCGACUGUUCCUGCUCCUGCUCCAUUUGCACCAGCUACAAGGACCAGUCCCAGAACCAGUGUCAGACCACAGACCGGGUCCUCGACGGGGACAUCGACAGCAUCAGCAGCCUCAUCCAUCACCAUGUCCCCGAGGCCAAGCUGAUUGAGGUCAUAGGUCAGGAGAUGACCUUCCUGCUCCCCAACCGCGGCUUCAAGCACCGCGCCUAUGCCAGCCUCUUCCGGGAGCUGGAGGAGACGCUGGCCGACAUGGGCCUCAGCAGCUUUGGCAUCUCGGACACGUCCCUGGAGGAGAUAUUCCUGAAGGUAACAGCCGAUGGAGAAGCAGCAGCAACCAACGCCGCCACCGCUGACAGCUGUGAUGCCGCGCAAGCUAACGGCGUUAGCCACGCUGCCUUGGACUGCAGCCUCGGCAGGGGGUCCAGGCAGGUCAAAGGGGCGUGGCUGACCCUCAAGCAGUUUCACGCUCUGGUGGUCAAGAGGUUCCAUCACGCCACCAGGAGCUGCAAGGACUUUGUGGCCCAGAUUGUCCUGCCAGCCAGCUUCAUCCUCAUCGCUCUCAUCUUCACCACUGUCGUUCCUCCGUUUGGGGAGUACCCCAGUUUGACCUUGACCCCUUGGAUGUACGGAGCACAGGUCACCUUCUUCAGUAACGAGAAACCUUCUGACCCCUCCAUGAGGCACUUCACUGAGCGCUUCCUCGGGAAACCCGGUCUCGGAACCCGCUGCAUGGAGGGGGAACCGCUAGGGAUGUCCUGCGGCGGCGGCGACGACGCGUCUGAGUGGGAGCAGCCUGACGUACCUGCCGUGGUCCUCGACAUGCUGCAGAGCCCCGAGUGGACCCAGAGGAACCCCUCCCCCUCCUGCCUGUGUAGCAGCAAGAAGAAGCUGACCAUGAUGCCCAUCUGCCCCGUCGCCGCCGGAGGCCUCCCCCCACGCCAAAGACUGGAAGUCACGGGGGACACCAUGCUGGAUCUGACUGACCGCAACAUCUCCGACUUCCUGGUCAAAACCUACCCAAGUCUCAUCAGAACCAGCUUGAAGAGCAAGUACUGGGUCAACGAGCAAAGAUAUGGUGGCCUGUCCGUCGGGGGGCAGCUGCCCAUCCUGGACGUGGAGCCCCGAGACAUUGAGAACGUUUUCCGUCAACUCGGCCAAAUGCUGAACAUCACGGCGGGGCGGCGUUCUCGAGCGGCGCUGAGGGAGCUGGGUCCUUUCCUACGAUACAUGGAGAGCGAAUUCAACGUGAAGGUGUGGUACAACAACAAAGGCUGGCACGCCAUGGUGUCCUUCAUGAACGUGGCCAACAACGCCAUCCUGAGGGCCUUCCUGCCCACCAGUGCCAACCCCGUGGAGUUCGGCAUCACCGCCACCAACCACCCGCUGAACCUCACCAAGGAGCAGCUGUCCGAGGUCACAGUGCUGACCACAUCAGUGAACGCAGUGGUGGCCAUCUGCGUCAUCUUCGCCAUGUCCUUCGUCCCCGCCAGCUUCGUCCUCUACCUCAUCCAGGAGCGUGUGACCAAGGCCAAGCACCUUCAGUUUGUUAGCGGGGUCAGCCCCCUCGUUUACUGGCUGGCCAACUUCUUCUGGGACAUGAUCAACUACUCCAUCAGCGCCGCCAUGGUGGUCGGCAUCUUCGUGGUCUUUGACAAAAAGUGCUACACGUCCCCGGCCAACCUGCCUGCUCUCGUAGCGCUGCUCCUGCUCUACGGGUGGUCUGUGACGCCCAUGAUGUACCCCAUGUCCUACAUGUUCAGCAUCCCCAGCACGGCCUACGUGUCUCUGUCCUGCAUCAACCUGUUCAUCGGCAUUAACAGCAGCGCCAUCACUUUUAUCCUGGAGCUCUUUGACAACAACAGAUCCCUGCUGAUGUUUAACGAGUGGCUGAAGAAAGGUCUGCUCCUCUUCCCACACUUCUGCUUGGGCCGAGGCCUGAUUGACAUGGCGAUGAACCAGGCAGUCACCGACGUCUACGUCCGAUUCGGAGAGGAGCACUUGGAAGACCCGUUCCGUUGGGACUUUGUGGGCAAGAACGUUUGCUUCAUGGCAGUGGAAGGUUUCGUCUACUUUCUUCUCAACCUCCUCAUCCAGUACCGCUUCUUCCUGGACCACUGGAUAUCGGAUGACCACCGGAUCCCAGUGGAGGACGAGGAUGAUGACGUGGCAUGUGAGCGUCGCAGGAUCUACGACGGGGGCAGCAAGUUGGACAUCCUGCAGAUCAAAGAUCUUUCCAAGACGUACGUGGGCAGGACGACGGCGGCUGUGGACCACAUCUGCGUGGGCGUUCCGGCUGGAGAGUGUUUUGGACUUUUAGGGGUCAACGGCGCCGGGAAGACCACAACCUUCAAAAUGCUGACUGGCGACACUGACGUCAGCUCUGGGGACGCCACCGUGGUCGGUUACAGCAUCCUGACCGAUCUUCUGGACGUGCACCAGAACAUGGGGUACUGCCCGCAGUUUGACGCCAUUGACGAGCUCCUGACGGGCAGGGAGCACCUUUACCUGUACGCCCGCCUCAGGGGGGUCCCAGAGGGGGAGAUCCCCAGGGUGGCCGAGUGGGGCAUCCAGAAACUGGGCCUGUCGGAGUACGCCAGCCGCCUCGCUGGCACGUACAGCGGCGGGAACAAGCGCAAACUCUCCACCGCCAUCGCCAUGAUCGGUUGUCCAGCCUUGGUUCUGCUGGAUGAGCCCACCACGGGGAUGGACCCUCAUUCCCGACGCUUCCUGUGGAACGCCAUCCUGAGCAUCAUACGAGACGGGCGGGCCGUGGUGUUGACGUCGCACAGCAUGGAGGAGUGCGAGGCCCUCUGCACCAGACUUGCCAUCAUGGUCAACGGAAGCUUCAAGUGUCUGGGAACCAUCCAGCACCUCAAAUACAAGUUUGGCGACGGCUAUGUGGUGACCAUGAAGGUCAAGGCGGCCAAAGCGGGCGUGCUUCCGGAGCUGGAGCACGUGGAGGAAUUCAUGGAGAGCAGUUUUCCAGGCUGCGUCCAGCGGGAGAAGCAUUACAAUACGCUGCAGUACGAGAUUGCAUCCUCCUCGCUGGCCAGGAUCUUCCAGCUGGUCGUGGCCAACAAGGACAGACUCAGCAUCGAGGACUACUCCGUCUCUCAGACCACGCUGGACCAGGUGUUCGUCAACUUCGCCAAGCAGCAGACGGCAGAGGACGACGCGGUCACGUUGCGAAGACGCGGCGCCGGCAGACCCAAAGAUCUGAAAAAAAUCUCACCUGUGAAGAGGAAAACUUAAGUGGGACUGUGAUGUAAAACCAUCGUUGUGUAUUUCCAUGCAUGUAUGAACAUGUAUGAAUAUGUACAUACUGUACAAGCAACACGCUACCUGCACUACUUUUGUAAUAAUGCAUAUUUCUACAACGAAGCACAGACUGUAGAUUUACAUAAAGCGGCAUUAAAUGUUUUAAU